AUGUGGUCAUUUCAAGAUGAAUCUGGCCCAAUAACCCAAGUCCAGACGGUCAGUAGUAACGCCUAUUAUCGUCGCCCAAUGAUACCGCGUGUUGAGCAGGUCUCGUCCAGGGGGAUUGCAUUUACAGGCACCGAUUUGCCACGUGCUCCCCCAGAUGUACACCGCACAGUAAAGCAAAGGGCAGAGGUUAUUGGCAUCUCUGUUGCCAUUCAAACUGAUUUCCGUGAAAUCGAGAUACAAACAGAUCCUUGGACAGCUCCUCUCGAAGAAGACGCGUGCGGGACAUCAAAUCAAGAGGUGAAGAGCCUGCUGGAGCUCACGGUUGCAAAUGGACUACUUCCUGCACAUGAAGAAACCAUGAAGGUUAUAGAGCGGAUCAAGCGUCUACAGGACUUUGAUGCAGCCAUUCCAGCGCCCUUAGACCCAACACGUGCCACAUAUACAUAUGAGGAGUUGCAGAACGAGCAGAAGCGGAUAUCCAUGCUUGUCGAGCGUGAUCUGGCUGAGUGGAAGCGCAAAGAGGCAGAGAUGAAAAAGGUACAGGACCUGAGACUCGAGCUCCUCAUUCAGAAAUUGAUGGAGCGCGAAGAAGCGCGCACAGAGAUCAGGAUCCACAAACUAGAGAGAAUGAGAACUACGCACGAGAUGAAGGCGUCUGCACAACUUGAUAAAUUAAGUUCACAAAGAUUGAUGACUCUAAAGAAGCAGGCACAUAGCAGGGAUGCGACUAUUCAGCGCAUGGUCCGGCGCAUGGAGUCCCAUAAUUUUAGCAAUCGGUCUGUUAUAGAUACGGCUAAAAGAGGCCCACGCUUAGCUUUGCCUGAAACUAUUUCGACGUCUACAGUUGUCAACGGAACCAUACACUCUGCUAACAUUCUUAAUGCUCCGUUUCUAAAGCCAGGGGAAGCCCCGUAUCGAUACACAGGAGUUAUCAAGUUAGCUGGGACAGACUUACGUACUCAAGAAAGCUUUGAUGAGAUACUCCAAUUUAUGCCGGAGGAGAACAGAUUGAUCCUGGGUGCACCCCUGAACCAUACUCGGUCUGCCCAAUCGGCCAGGUUAUAUAACGGAGAGGGCUACACCCGUAGGCAGCGUGGAGCCAAGAAAUCUCGGGCUGUGACAUCCGACGACCCCAUCCCACAGCUUCUUCCACCUCCUGGAAUGACUAAGGGUGAAUUUGAGAUGUACCUUAACCAUACACAGCGUCGCUUUGCACGAACCGGUGUUGAAGUGGGUCAAUAUCUUAUGGGCAGGGGAGGUACCAAAGAGGAUAUCAAGGAAGGUCAGGGCCAGCCAGGAGAUGACGGAGCCGAGGCUCAUCAAGCAGCAGAAUCAAAUGCGGCAACUGCAGCUAUGUCAACCAGUGGUCCCGCGUCCUCUGCACAGCCACAGGAAGGUGAUACUGCCCAACAGGCCGCUCGCGAUAUUGGAAAGCAAACUCAGGCUCUGCACUUCCAGGAUCCACCAACUAUAGAUAAUAUCCGCCUAGCGGAUGCAGCUCUUUUCAUUCAGAACCUUAUUCGAGGUGCAGCCGCUCAGGUACGGCUUUAUAAUGGCAAAGAAAGGAGGCUCGGGCUUGUCCGCGAGCUUCGUCUUGCACACGAGCUAGUAGCGGCCCGCAAUGAAGAUGAGCUUCUAUCAGACGCUACGCAAGACCGCAUCACGGCUCUAAAGUCUGCGCUGGCAACAGGAUCAAUUUCGUCAGCGGUGACAGGCAUCAUAGGGACAACCCUAGACGCCCUGGCGAAAGAAAGAACUCGAAAGGAACAAAUAAACAGAGCGCGAGCUAUCCUCGAGGUGGCCACUCGUGAGCGCUAUCGCCGCGAGAAAGAGGAGUCUAUUCGGCGAGAAAACGUCAACUUUGAGCGCACAAAGAGUAACUUUGCACAGAUGCAAAUAAUGGAGGCCCACAGAGAUAUUGCUGAUGGCCUUCUCACGAGGAUCAGUCGACGAGCAAUAGAUGCUGAUGCGGCAGUUAGGUCAAAGGAGCUGGCCAUCCGCCAAGUAGAGGCACUUGUUGCUUUAGACUACGAAAACAGUAAGCAGUAUAUGAAGAACCCUGAGAAGUGCAUACGGGAUCUCAUGGCUAGUUUUCUGCUACCGGAAAUAGAUAGGCGCGUCCUUAUUUCAAGGCUGAAGCAGGACCAGGAAUCCGUCGGUUUGGCAAUCAAUAUUGUGCGCGAUGCAACGGCUGACCCUGGCUUUGGUACGCAGCCAGCCGAGACCAACACAGCCCUGAUAAAGUAA
Giardia duodenalis is the source of this 2247-nucleotide messenger RNA. RefSeq lists its product as uncharacterized. The record is from RefSeq and is a predicted model, not a curated record. The coding region runs from base 1 to 2247 and encodes 748 amino acids. Lineage: Eukaryota; Fornicata; Diplomonadida; Hexamitidae. The transcript has a single exon.